GCCCUCAGAAGCAAAAGCAACCAACUUUCUUCUCCGUCACCUGACUCACACCUCCACUCACCUCCGGUCCACCAACCUCUGCCGGCCAUGGCGGCUGCGGCGGCGCAGAAGCUCCUCGAGGCGAGCACGAAGAUCAUCGGCGUCGGGCGCAACUACAUCGCCCACGCCGAGGAGCUCGGCAACCCGAUCCCCAAGGAGCCCGUACUAUUCCUGAAGCCGACCUCGUCGUUCCUCCACGCUGGCGUGGCCACCGCCGCCGUCGAGAUCCCGGAGCCGCUCGAAUCGCUACACCACGAAGUCGAGCUCGCCGUCGUCAUCUCCCGGCGUGGGCGUGACAUUCCUGAAGCGUCCGCCAUGGACUUCGUCGGAGGCUAUGCACUUGCUUUGGACAUGACAGCAAGGGGCCUUCAAUCUGUUGCUAAGUCUGCAGGCCUUCCAUGGACUUUGGCUAAAGGGCAAGACACCUUCACUCCAAUUAGUGCAGUAGUUCCAAAAUCAUCUGUCACUAAUCCCGACGAUCUCGAGCUAUGGCUAAAGGUAGAUGAUGAACUAAGGCAGAAAGGAUCGACAAGUGACAUGAUAUUCAAGAUUCCUUUUCUGAUCAGCUAUAUCAGCUCCAUCAUGACAUUAAUGGAGGGUGAUGUGAUACUAACAGGUACUCCUGAGGGUGUGGGUCCUGUGCGAGUAGGUCAGAAGAUCAAAGCUGGUAUAACUGACCUAAUUGAUGUCGAGUUCGAUGUUCAGAGGCGCAACCGGUCAUUUUCCACAUGAUUCAAUAAGCAAGAAAGUAACGGCCAACCGCUUGAAGAUUGCUGCUCGUGUCACGCUCACGCGUUCCUCUUGGGUAUUCAUUCUUCCUUGCGUUGCAGCGAGAUUGCUUCGGCCCAUGAGAUGCGAGUUUAGCCUGUGCCCCGGCAUGGCUUAAGCAAAAUACCUGCUGGCCAAUGUCGUAUACUUGUACUGGUGAUAUAUUACUGUGUAAAAUAGAAAAAAAGUUUUGUUUUUCAGGUUUUUAUAAACCGUAUCAAAUAAUUCCAGGCCCUUGUUAGCCGUC
Zea mays is the source of this 1054-nucleotide messenger RNA. RefSeq lists its product as uncharacterized. The transcript is spliced from 8 exons. The record is from RefSeq and is marked validated. Gene Ontology annotation, cellular component: mitochondrion. Lineage: Eukaryota; Viridiplantae; Streptophyta; Magnoliopsida; Poales; Poaceae. Gene Ontology annotation, molecular function: acetylpyruvate hydrolase activity. Bases 88 to 771 code for a protein of 227 amino acids.